AUGAAAGAAAAUCCGUAUGCAUUGUAUGUUCAUUGUUUUGCUCAUCAACUCCAGCUAGUGGUUGUAGCUGUUGCUCAAGCAAAUCAAUAUGUUUGUGAUUUCAUGUGGAUUGUUGGUUCGAUUGUAAACACAUCUGCAUCAUCUUGCAAAAGGGCCGACAAACUUCGACAACUUGAACAUGACAGAAAAGUUAAACUUCUUGAAAGAGGAGAGAUUAGUUCUGGUAGAGGACUAAACCAAGAAACUAGUCUAGCUAGACCUGGAGAUACACGAUGGGGGUCUCAUCAUUCAACUUUAUGUCGUAUUGAACAAAUGUGGCCAUCUGUUAUAGAGGUUCUUCAAAAUUUGAUUGAUGAUGGUGAUCGUUCUUCUAAGGGUUUAAGUAGAACUUUGGUUGAAAGAAUGGAGAGGUAUGAAUUUGUGUUUAUUCUACUAUUGAUGAAACGUAUAUUGGCAAUCACAAAUCAUUUGUCAACCGUUCUACAAGAGAAAGAUCAAAAUAUUGUGAAUGCGAUGCGUUUGAUCAAUAAUGUGAAAUCCAAAUUGCAAAAGUUGAGAGAUUCUGGAUGGGAUAUUUUACUUGAGGAUGUGAAGAAGUUUUGUAACACUCAUUCCAUUGAAAUAAUUAAUAUGACAGAUAACAUCAACAGCCGUAGUCGUUUGAAGAGAGAUGGAAAAAAUGUUAUCGAUAUUAUUCUACAGGAGAUGGAUAGUCGUUUCUCUGAAACAACUACAGAUUUGUUGAUUUAUAUGUCAUGCCUUGAUCCUAGGAACUCGUUCUCUAGAUUUGAUGUACAGAAGUUAGUGCGUCUAGCUCAUUUUUAUGAGGAUGAUUUUUCUUGGAAUGAGCGUAUGUUGGUUGAACAAGAGCUUGAAACAUAUAUUGAUGACGUCAUAUCAGAUGAACGAUUUGAAGGCAUUUCAGAUUUAGGAGCUCUUGCAAAGAAAAUGAUUGAAACAAUGAAGAACCGUGUAUUUCCUUUGGUUUAUCGGAUGAUUGAGCUAGCCUUACUUCUUCCAGUUGCUACUGCAACCGUGAAAGAGUGUUUUCGGCAAUGA
This is a messenger RNA of Zingiber officinale, 1059 nucleotides long. Its product is annotated as zinc finger MYM-type protein 1-like. The record is from RefSeq and is a predicted model, not a curated record. The coding region runs from base 1 to 1059 and encodes 352 amino acids. Lineage: Eukaryota; Viridiplantae; Streptophyta; Magnoliopsida; Zingiberales; Zingiberaceae. The transcript has 2 exons.